Molecule: messenger RNA, 6203 nt
Organism: Osmia lignaria (orchard mason bee)
Lineage: Eukaryota; Metazoa; Arthropoda; Insecta; Hymenoptera; Megachilidae
Gene: if
Product: integrin subunit alpha inflated
Biological process (GO): cell-matrix adhesion; integrin-mediated signaling pathway; cell-cell adhesion
Cellular component (GO): external side of plasma membrane; integrin complex
Molecular function (GO): integrin binding
Source: RefSeq, a predicted model, not a curated record
AGAGAGCGAAGAGUAACCGAAAGAACGGACUUCAACUCAGUCUGUCCGCGACCGUCCGUCAAGCAUACGUCUACGACUCUUUGCCCCCUCCAAUACCUUACCGUUCGUCAGUUGUGCUUUGCCAUUUGUUUCUGUUCCACAGUGUCUUAAAAAGGUCUCGUGGAAGCCACAUGUCGUCGAUGCUCCCAUCGCUACCGGCACCCUGACUGACCACCCCCGUCGUUCACGAACGAUCGGUCCUACCUUCGAUCACGAUCGCGCGUAUGACACUUGGUGCGUGGACAGUGUAUCGAAACGACUGAACCAACGUGUGUGUGAAAAAUGAUAAAAAGACGUGGAAAUAUGUGGAUCACGAAUAUGAUCGUUGGCCUAAUCGGCCUGAUAUUUUUUGUUGGAUCACCAUCCUGGUUUUCCGAAGCGUUCAACGUGGAGACGAGACAUUACGCGGUUUAUAGGAACGAGAGCAGAUCCAUGUUUGGAUUCGCGGUUUCGGUGUACCGGGACAGGAACGGUCGAGGAUGGGCGAUCGUGGGCGCACCGGAAGCUGAAACACCCCAGGUCGGAGUGUACAGAGGGGGUGCAGUUUACAAGUGCGACAUCGCGGCAGACGAUCGUUGCACGAUGAUACAUUUCGACAGCAAAGGGAACAAUCAUGUCAGAAAUCCGAGUGUACCGAGUGGUUUGAGCCAGAUUGAUAAUAAAACCCUUCAAUGGUUUGGCGCCACAGUUUCAUCCUCCUUGAGGGAUGGUGGACCUAUACUGGCGUGCGCGCCAAGGUACAUCUGGUUCUCCGUGUCCCAGCCGAAGCACGAUACCGAUGACAAUCGAUGGAACAAGGAAUCCACCGUAGGAAAUCGACGGGAACCCGUUGGCACCUGCUGGGUCGUUACCAACAAUUUCAACGAAUCGCAGGAAUUUUCGCCCUGCCGAACGAGGUUCUGGGGAUACCACAGGCAGGGUUCGUGUCAAGCUGGAUUGGGCGCUUCUAUGUCCAAGAACGGUGAGAGGCUCUUCAUCGGGGCGCCAGGAAGUUGGUACUGGCAAGGUCAGAUAUACUCGAUCAGCACCGCUAUGAGGUUGAGGUUCUUAGCGACGAUGUUAUUCACCCCCGAAGCAGAAGCAUCAGGCCAAGCAUUUUCACAGCCGUUGAACAGUCGUUCGAGAAUAAUGUUCACGAAGGAAGGGCCAGCCACAGAGGACGAUAGCUACAUGGGUUACUCCGUCACGACCGGUGACUUUACUGGAAACGGUGACAGCGGUACCGCGGUUGGUGUACCUCGUGGCUCUGAUCUUCUCGGCAAAGUUAUUCUUUUCACCUCGAACAUGACGAAUCCUCGUAAUAUUACUGGCGAACAAAUGGGAGCGUAUUUCGGUUACGCUGUCGCUUCCGGUGAUAUCGAUGGAGAUCGGUUGGACGAUCUUAUAGUUGGUGCGCCUAUGUACACUGUACCAGAUAACCCGGAAAUGACCAUCGAGACCGGAAGGGUGUAUGUUAUCUAUCAAGGCACUGGACCUGAAAAAUUCCGCAAAGUUGAUACCAGGGACGGGGAGAGCAACCGCGGACGAUUCGGCUUGUCACUGGCCUCUCUGGGGGACAUCGACCGUGACGGGUACGGCGACUUCGUGGUGGGUGCUCCUUACGGUGGUCUCCGUGGUCAUGGAGCCGUGUACAUCUAUCACGGUUCAUCAACCGGCGUCCUGGAGAAAUAUUCCCAAGUGAUCCAUGCUGAGAACCUCGACAUACCAGUGGAUACCUUUGGAUUUUCGGUAUCCGGUGGCCUUGAUCUCGAUGGGAAUCAAUAUCCAGAUCUGGUAGUCGGCGCUUACGAUUCUGCCACAGCAGUUUUCUUCAGAUCUCGACCGGUCAUCAAAAUGGAUUCCUUCGUGUCGUUUGGAUUAGAGUCGAAGUUGAUCUCCUUGGACGACAGGAAUUGCACUCUCUCCGAUGGAAGCAGGGUUACAUGUCUCCCAUUGAGGGCUUGCUUUAAAUACAGCGGGGAGGGUGUCUUUUCGAAGCACAGUUUCAACAUCCAAUACGUACUGGACGUGAAGAAGACGAAGAGUCCUAGAUUGUUCUUCCUGGAGCUGGAGGGAAGCAACAUUUUGAAUCGCACCAUCACAGUGGAUCAGGACCGAGAAUUCUGUCGUACAGUUCAGGUGUACGUAACCCCUAACAUUCGCGACAAACUGACGUCCCUCGACGCGGAGAUGCGUAUGAGUCUCGACGAAGAGCGUAUCAAGGACAAUAGGCCGAGGGACCCCAGAGUCCCCCUGCGCCCGAUCCUCGGCUCGACGACAUCCAGGAAGGACUCUCUGUCUAUCAGAAAGAACUGCGGCCCCGACAACGUGUGCAUCCCAGACUUGCAGCUGAACGUGACGUCGAACGUGCACAAGUACCUGUUGGGAUCUAACAAGCGGCUGGAGCUAAAUGUCUUGGUGCAGAACAUGGGCGAGGACGCGUUCGAAUCGACGUACAACCUGAAGUUACCCUCUGGUAUCGAUUACAUCAAGGUAGAGAAGAUCGAGACCAUGGGGGUACCCGUGCAAUGUUCAGCACCGAAGCAGUCGAACAACAACACCCUUCGCUGUGACAUUGGCAAUCCGUUGCAGAAGAAUGGGUUGAUCAAGUUCAAGGUCCUUCUGCAACCAGUCACUUCGCACGGGAUGAAACCCGUCUAUGAAUUCGAAAUGGACGUGAACACGACCAAUCCGGAGAAUUCCUGGACCAUUGAAGAUAAUAAAUAUACCAUGAAGCUUCCCAUAUGGAUCGAGACCGAUCUCCGAGUAGAUGGUGAAAGCAAACCAAAGGAUUUGUAUUAUAACCCAGAUAAUUAUACCAGCGAGACUAAUGCGACCACGGAAACUGAAUUUGGGCCAGCCAUGACGCAUAAUUACACGAUCCGUAAUCAGGGGCCAUCAGACGUGAUCGAAGCGGAAGCCUUCCUCAUUUGGCCAGCUCAGACGCUGGCUGGAAAUGAAUUGCUCUAUCUGCUGGAGCAACCGGAAACGUCUGGACCAAUCGCCUGCGAACCUGCGAAUGCAAAUUAUCUUAGUCUGAAGUUGGACCAACGCAGAAGGAUUUACUCCCAUCAUUCGGACCCUUCAGGAGUGAUCCUGGACGAGUCCCAAUCAGGCGGAACGAUCAAUGUGCAAAGAGGCUUCGAUCAGGACAAAAACAAAUUCGGUCAAAGAGAAGAAAGUGAAAUAAACAUUGGAGACAGUUCGAGCAUCCAGAAAUCUCGUCACUCGUCUUCUUCGUCAUCGAACGUCGUCACUAGUGAGACUAGGAGGAUACAGUUAUCAGACAGUGGAAAUAAACCAGACGUCCUCGUCACGACGUACACGCAAAACAGUUCUGGAACCGGCUCCAUCGGCACUGGGGACUUGACCUCUGCUAACAGAGGCGCGAUUAUCCACACAGAAUCCAGUGGCUAUGGAGAAACCGGAACUCUGGGCGUUCUCCAUAGCAGCGACGAUAGCUUGAAUUCAAGAACUCCAGUUCCUGAGGAACCCUACGGUAGUCCCACGAAUCAAGCAGGUGAAAACCGAUGGGGUGAGAUCAAGGUGUCCAGAGGUCACAGUGUCUCCUCGUCAGAGAGCGAGGAGAGGUACCGGGAGUUGCUGAGGCAACAGGAGUACCAACGUCGUCAGCAAGAAGAGGAAGCAACGAGGAUAGAACGUCAACGGAAGAAAGAACAGCAGCUGAUUAGUCAGCGACAGCGAGAAGAAGAGGAACGCCUGUACUACCAGGAAAGACAGGAGGAAGAACGAAGGAGGGUGCACGAGGAGGAGCUGAGAAGACGGGAAGACGAACGCAGGAAACAGGACGAAGAGAUUCGAAGACGACAGGAGGAUGAACGAAGAAGAAUAGAAGAAGAAGCGUACAAAAUCGAGCAGGAAAGACGCUUUAGUACUUCUUCAGGAAGCUAUGGUAGCAAGGAGGGAUUCAUCACUGGUGACCGGGAGGAGACCAUCAGAGGAGGAGAAUUCGGCUUCCAGUUACGUAACGUUAGCUCCAAACAGGAACUGGAACAAUUAUUCGGAUCUCUGUCGAAGUCAGUCGGUUACGAGUUACAGAAUAGACAGGGUAGAAAUUACGUACAGUUUAUGGGGAGAUUCAGGAACUCUGCUGAUAGAGAAUACAUAGAGUUCCAGGAUGGCUCCACGUUCCCUCUUCAAGAUCGCUACGGAGGGCAGAGCUACAUGUCCGAGGGCCAGCACAGGGACAGUAGAUUCUUGCGGAUCGAAGGUGAACUCUUGAUAGACUCCACUGGUAAAGGGUUCAUCGUUCUGAAAGAUGGCCGCAGGUUUCCUCUGCAAGGUUCCUUCAGCUACACCGAGGAGAGGACGAUUAACUUAGGUGAUCCACGUUAUCAGCAGGGCACAAGUUCGCAUAACUACAGCAGGACCUGGAACGAGGGAUCUAAUCAUACUGAUCUUGAAUCAGAAUACGAGGCUAGGUACAGUAGCUCCCACGAAGAGAGGAGGACAGAGGACAGGAGGGUGACCAGUAGGGUUUACGGAAGGGAGAAUCGCGAAAGCCUCGACGAAGACACCGUGACUAAUGUUCCAAACGAUGGAACCAGGUUCAAACGCGAGAGCGACAUGGUGGACUUGAAGGAGUUUAGGAAAUUCGAAACUCUUCAUAGAAGUCCCAGAGACCUGGUGAAGGAUCCUCUGAUAAGGGAAGGUGGAUUCGAUGGUAAGACUGAUUACGAAAAUGAUCUCGGGACGCAGGAACCCAGCAGUCCUUGCGACACAGCGAGAUGCGUGAUGCUGAGGUGCGUACUAGGUCCUCUGAAGAAGGACCAGGAAGUGUGGAUCGGAGCUAGGUACAGGGUAGACGCGAGGACGUUGAAGAAAGUGGCUCUUCAAGAGAAGGUCCGCGUUUCCACGAAGCUGGUAGCUCGAGUUACCAAGCAGCCGUUCAUCGGCACGCCUGCUGAACAAGUGAUUAAGAGUCACGAGAUCAAAACGAACGUCGAGCCAAGCGUCACCCCGUCCGUACCGGAUGUCGUUCCGCUAUGGGUUGUGGUUCUCUCGGCCUGCGCGGGAACGAUCAUCCUGUUGCUACUUAUCUUCCUGCUUCACAAGUGCGGGUUCUUCAAGAGGAAUAGACCGUCCGAUGCCCCAGAGCGACAACCCCUUAACAGAAAUGGCCACUUUCAGCAAGGGGACGACCACUGAAACUUAAUUUGACAAGGAUUAAUCAGUGGAAUCCAUAUCGAAUAUAAAAGAAAAAAUAUUGUCGAACGACAUUAAUCGUAACGAACGAGCAAAAAAGUGCCUUAAACUUCCGCGAAGAAACGGAACCAUGCACUGGCUGUAUGUACAUCACGCUCGUCGAACUGUAAUGUGGCGAGUAACGAAGCAUAAUUUCAAUUAACAAUUCGCGAGUGCCUUGAUCCCCAGGCCAGAACGAAGAAACUGCUAGAGUGAUUAUUGUGCAGAUUCUAAUGCGAUUAUUUUUAUUUCUACUGCCACAGAAUACUCUUCCAGCUCCUGCAGCUCGACCAUGCAAGUUUCUAGUCAGGAGACAUCUUCUUUUUCCUUUAUUACGUUCUUUAUCUCUUUUUUUUAAUUACUUGUAACACUUACUUAAACCGCCCGUUCAUCGAUUUAAAGUUUUAUUCUAUAAUGAAGUUAAUCUGUUUUUGAAGAUUUUAGAAUAGAAAAUGGACAAAUUAAUUAGCAGCCCAUGAGAUCAUCUUUAGAAUUAAUUUUAAAAAACAUUUCAUUACAGAACGGUUCAAACUGCCAUAAAUAAUAUUUAAGAAAAUAUAUUUUUACCACAACUUUUAGAUCUUGAUCUUCGUCAGGGAAUGCUUAAUCAUUCGAUUUAUGUUGACAGAUCUCAAUCAUCGUCGUCAUCGAUAGACGAUCAAUGUUUUAUUUUUCUUUAAUUUCUGUGUUUUACAGAAAUGGUCUCGAGAACGGGAACUUUCGAUUAUUUAUUGAAUUUUUACGUUAUUACAUGUAUAUGUAACGUAUGAUAGAGCGCCGUAACAUGAACGGGGCAAGCCCCGUGCGGAUGUGUGUACAAUUUUGUAAAUUAUUAAUUGUAUUACUAAAACUGUUCAGAGAGAAACUAGCUAACGCAGAAUAAUAAUAAUUGUGUAGAGAAUAAAAAAAUUCCUGAAAAAAAAAAAAAACGGGAAGGUAGAACUGACUUGUAUAUACAGACUUAAGAUGUAAUAUUAAAA